Molecule: messenger RNA, 574 nt
Organism: Geodia barretti
Lineage: Eukaryota; Metazoa; Porifera; Demospongiae; Tetractinellida; Geodiidae
Source: the annotation of a GenBank genome assembly
GACACACCAUCGGUAAAUACUGAGAUUCAUUACCAUUGAGAUUCCAUUCAGUGUUUGUGAUAUUCUCUGCUUUGUUCUUUAUCCAUUCGUAGAGACGCAGGUUAUUUAUCAGGUGAAUAGCACUCGAGCAGACUACAUCGUUGUCUUUGAGAUCCAGCGUCGCCUGUGCACGGCACACGCAGAGAGUAAACGUAAGGAUGGCGAAAAUCGGCGUUGUCAGCACAAAAUGGCAAAGUACAUCCUCAUCAGCACUCUAGCAGUCUUCUGCAUAGGAGCUGCAGCAAUGCCAACUCGACACAUGGAGAGAAGACAAGAAGAUGCAAACACCCAGCUAUUCGACGAUUUCCAGACAGAGUUUGAGAUGCAUUACAAUCUCCCUGAAGUAUCAAGUCGACCCUCAAGCACAACACAAGACAGCUUCGUCUGUCGCUUAACUGCUCUAAUGAAGCUCUCCGAGAACUUGAGUAAACUUGGCGAUGAGAAGGAAAGAUAUUUCUUGGAAUUUUCAACACGACUGGAGGACAUACAUAUCAUUAUGAACAAGCAAUCAAAUACAGAUGGAACACUUGGGGAC